GACAAGUCUUCGCCUCAGCGCGCCCUCACUCAGACACACGCCCCGCGCGUUAAUUGGCACACCGACCUAGAGAACCUUACCAUCUGAAUGAAAGCUUUUCAAAAUCCAAACACUGUUUAUUCUUCGAUUGGGCAUGGAUUUACAGAAAAAUCUCCAGUCGAGGCCUUCUACUUCUUCUUCGAGUGCUUUUAUUCCGCCACACCGCACCCAACUUCACCCUCGGAUGAUCUCAGUCUAUUCUUCUCCGCCUCACCCGAACCUUCAGCCAAAUUCUAACAGGCAAUCAACCAAAUGGCUCAUCCUUGCCGCCUCUCUUUGCACCGUCCCUUUCUUGUUCUACCUCUUCACUACCGCGCAAAAAAUCCACACCUCUUCCAAAUUCGCUGAGCCAAAGUCUACAUUCUUCGGACUUGUUAUCAAUGCGGGUUCCUCGUAUACCAAAAUCAACGUCUUCGAGUUUCUCGGGGAGGGUCGGAUUCCCUUCCUUGACGAGGCUGGGUCGAACUCGAUGAAGAUUGGGGUUGGAUUGAUGGAUUUUGCAGGGGACCCUGAUGGGGCCGGAGCCUCCAUUGUGCAGCUAGUCGAGUUUGCUAAGCAGCAAGUCCCGAAGAAGGAGUGGGGAAGGACUAAGGUUCAGUUGAUAGCCACGCCGGAGUUGGAGAAUUUGAGUGUAGAUGUGAGGGAGAAGAUAUUGGACUCUUGCAGACAGUUUCUAAGGUCGUCCGCGUUUUUGUUCAAGGAUGAAUGGACACGAGUAAUUCGAGGUGAAGAGCAAGGUAUCUCUUCUUGGGUUGCUGCAAAUUAUGCUCUUGGAAACUUGGGACGUGAGCCUCAAGAAACUGCUGGAAUAGUUCAACUUGGUGGGGAUUCUUUGCAGGUCACAUUGGCGUUGUUAAAUUCAAAGUCAGUACAGCCUUCCCAGACUAUUAAAUUGUCUGGAGUUACCUACAAUCUCUAUACUCAGAGUUGGCCCGAACUUGGCCAGGAUGUAGCAUUGAAAUCGUUGGAGGAACUGCUUAAUCAUAGGGAAUCAAAAUUUUCUUCAAGAUCUAUCAGAAACAAUAUUGGUAACCCUUGCAUUCCAAAAGGGUAUUCUUGGAACUCUAAUGCAAGUUAUGUGCAUCGCCCAAUUGUCCAAGCUGCUGGAAAUUAUUCUGCAUGCAAAUCUGAAACUGGGACAUUUUUAAAGAGAAGAGAAGAUAGAUGCCAACACCAACCAUGUGAAGUUACCUCUUCUUUUCUCAAGUUAUCAGGCGUGCAAAUUUCUUCAGGAAACUUCUUCUACACCUCUGAGUUUUUUGGGAUGGUUCCUAGGGCUUCUUUGUCUGAACUGGAAGCAGCUGGCCGACAUUACUGUGAAGAUCAUUGGGAUGCUCUUAAAAAUCAACAUAAUGAAAUUGAUGAUCUGGAUCUAUCAAAGUAUUGUUUCUCUUCUGCGUAUAUGGUGGCAAUUUUGCAUGACGUUUUUGGGAUAUCUAUGGAAGAGAGAAGGAUUGGAUUUGGAAAUCGGAAGGGGACUUUUCACAUUGACUGGACCCUUGGAUCCUUCAUUGUUGAAACGAUGACAGAACCCGUUGAAUUGGAACCUGUGGACACAGGGCUGAUUGUUGGGAAUGAAUCAGUCACAUACUUCUCAAUGUUUGCAUUUCUUUUUCUAUUUGUACUGGCUGCAUUCUUUGUACUGCAAUGGAGAAAGCCACAAUUAAAGACUGUAUAUGACCUCGAGAAGGGACACUACAUUGUUACUCGUGUACCUAGGUAAUACUAUCAUCUGUGCCUUGAAUUCAUUCUUUUCAUUUUAAGAUGAAAUUUUCAGCUGGUGUA
Prosopis cineraria is the source of this 1824-nucleotide messenger RNA. RefSeq names its product probable apyrase 6. The coding region runs from base 134 to 1762 and encodes 542 amino acids. NCBI's taxonomy places the organism in Eukaryota, Viridiplantae, Streptophyta, Magnoliopsida, Fabales, Fabaceae. The record is from RefSeq and is a predicted model, not a curated record. Gene Ontology annotation, biological process: nucleoside diphosphate catabolic process. The transcript is spliced from 8 exons. Gene Ontology annotation, molecular function: nucleoside diphosphate phosphatase activity. Gene Ontology annotation, cellular component: membrane.